This is a messenger RNA of Astyanax mexicanus (Mexican tetra), 2311 nucleotides long. Its product is annotated as histidine-rich glycoprotein-like. The transcript has 2 exons. The record is from RefSeq and is a predicted model, not a curated record. The coding region runs from base 1 to 1059 and encodes 352 amino acids. NCBI's taxonomy places the organism in Eukaryota, Metazoa, Chordata, Actinopteri, Characiformes, Acestrorhamphidae.
AUGAGGAUACAGAGGGCCUCAAACACACACUAUACACAUAUACACAAUACAUACACACAUACACUAUACACACACUAUAUAUAUACACACACACACACUAUAUACACACACACACUAUACUAUACACACACUAUAUAUAUACACACACACACUAUAUACACACAUUAUACACAUAUACACAAUACAUACACAUACACACAUACUAUACACAUACUAUACACACACUAUAUAUAUACACACACACACACUAUACACACACAUUAUACACAUAUACACAAUACAUACACAUACACACACUAUACACACACAUUAUACACAUAUACACAAUACAUACACAUACACACAUACACUAUACACACACUAUAUAUAUACACACACACUAUAUACACACAUUAUACACAUAUACACUAUACAUACACACACACACUAUACACACACUAUAUACACACAUUAUACACAUAUACACUAUACAUACACACACACACUAUACACACACUAUACACAUAUACACAAUACAUACACACACACUAUACUAUACACACACUAUACACAUAUACACAAUACAUACACAUACACACAUACUAUACACAUACUAUACACACACUAUAUAUAUACACACACACACACUAUAUACACACAUUAUACACAUAUACACUAUACAUACACACACACACUAUACACACACUAUACACAUAUACACAAUACAUACACAUACACACAUAUAUAUAUACACGCACUAUACACACACACCAUAUAUAUACACACACAGCGUUCACACACACACUAUACAUUAUACGUACACACACUAUACAUAUAUACAGUAUACAUACACACACUAUAUACACACACACUCACACUAUAUGUAAUAUACACAUGCACACACACUAUACACACACUAUACACACAUACACUAUACACACUAUACACACUAUAGACUAUACACACAUACUAUAUAUACACACACACUUUUCACAGUAUACACACACACUAUACAUUAUACGUACACACACUAUAUACACACUAUAUAUAUAUAUACAGUGUGUGUAUGUGUUUGUAUAGUGUGUGUAUAUACUAUACACUAUACAUACACACACUAUGUACGCACUAUACACACACACUAUACGUAAUAUACACACACAAUACACACACUAUACACAUAUACACACACUUCACACACACUAUACACACAGAAUAUAUACACACACUAUACACACACAACACACAUUAUACAAACACACAAAUAACAAUAAUGCAAAGGGUCUAGCUGGAAUACACUGGUAUGCCAAAAGUCAUGGGACAGCAGUAUGUAAAUUGAUUACAAACUGUUACCUCAGAAAAAAAAAAAAUUGGGAACUCACACACUUGUAUAAGUUGUGAGGUGUUAUCUUGUGAGUGAGGUUAAGCAUUAGCCAUUUUUCACACAUACGCAAUACACACACACAAUACAAAUAACAACAAUUCAAAAUGAUCUAGGUGUAAUACACUGGUAUGCCAAAAGUCAUGGGACAGCAAUCCUGUUGCCUUGGAAUUAUGGCUUGGGAGGGCCUGCAUUUGUAUAAGUUGUGAGGUGCUAUCUUGUGAGUGAUGUUGAAAACUAGCCAUUUUGCACACACACAUACAAUAUACACACACACAAUACAUACACCCAAAUAACAACAAUUCAAAAAGGUCUAGGUGUAAUACACUGAUAUGUCAAAAGUCAUGGGACAGCAGCAUGUAAAUUGAUUCUAAAGUGUUACCUCAGAAUUAAAUCUUGGGAACACCCACAUUUGUAUACAAUGUGAGAUGUUAUCUUGUGAGUGAGGCUAAGCAUUAGCCAUUUUGCACACACACACACAUAUUCAUAUAUGGAGCAAAAAGUGACAGCACACAGGAGCUGACCCCGCCCGUCUCCUCUGGUUUCAGUGUAUUGGUUUUCCGCCCGUGCGGCGCACUAGUGGAGGAAUGUGCUGUACAUAACUGAGAGCGUGUGAUUGUGAACGACCCCGUGGUUCAUUUUUUUUGCUUUUGAUCUUUUGAUCUUUUUUCUCUCGUAUAUCUUCUCUUUCAUUCCUCACUUCUUCCUCAUUUUUUUUUAUUUGAUCAUAAUCGUUCCAUAUGAUUCUCCUCUGUUUUAUCUUCAUUUGCUUCCCUCAGGUGUUUCUUGGAAAAGAGGAGUUUUGAUUCUGAUUAUUGUUACUUAUGAUGAAUUAUUAUGGUAUGGAUUAUCCUUGUUGAUUUUUUUUUUCUUCUCUUUCAAUGUUGUAUAUUUUCAGAUACUGGUAAAAAUUAUCUGUGCAACUUUAUACAUUUAAAACAACUGCACAAAUCA